Messenger RNA from Microsporum canis CBS 113480, 582 nucleotides. RefSeq lists its product as hypothetical. The transcript has a single exon. The coding region runs from base 1 to 582 and encodes 193 amino acids. NCBI's taxonomy places the organism in Eukaryota, Fungi, Ascomycota, Eurotiomycetes, Onygenales, Arthrodermataceae. The record is from RefSeq and is a predicted model, not a curated record.
AUGUCUGUCCUCUCCCGAGCCAUCCAGCUUGCGUUCAUCGCAUUUGGCCUCUGCCUCUGCUUCUCCAACCUGGUCUCCGCCCAGCCCAUCUCUGCUCCCUCCCUCGGUGUCUCCGUGAAGACCACCAACGGUGUCUGCCGUGCCAGCAAGCCAUGCGAAAUUGAGGUCACCGUCCGCAACAACAACUCCAAGAAGCCCGUCACCGUUUUGGCCUGGAACAACCCUCUCGACAGCCUGGCUGAGCAGCUCGGUGUCUUCGAGGUCCGCGACAGCACCGGCAACGUUGUUCCUCUCGACUACAUCAUGGUCCGCCGCAUCACUCCCCCUCCACCAUCUGAACUCGUUGAGAUCAAGCCCAGCGGAUCCAUCAAGGUCAAGGUUGCUCUCCAGACUCUAUCCAACGCCGAACUCCCAGCUGGAAGCAAGUACUCCGUCACUGCUACCGGCUGGUGGCAGGCCAACUGGGACGAGAACAAGGAGAAGGUUAUCGCAACUCACUUGCAGGAGCUUUCUGGAGCUUACUCUGGUGCCUUCAACUCCAACACCGUCCAGGUCACCAAGGUAAACAGAACAUAUUCCUAG